Molecule: messenger RNA, 1048 nt
Organism: Indicator indicator
Lineage: Eukaryota; Metazoa; Chordata; Aves; Piciformes; Indicatoridae
Gene: PAQR7
Product: progestin and adipoQ receptor family member 7
Exons: 1
Coding region: 8-1048 (346 amino acids)
Biological process (GO): response to steroid hormone
Cellular component (GO): plasma membrane
Molecular function (GO): nuclear steroid receptor activity; steroid binding
Source: RefSeq, a predicted model, not a curated record
GCUCAUCAUGGCAACAGUGGUGACUGAAAAGCUCAGCCAGCUCUUCAUCAACGUGCGGCAGGUCCCUCAGCUCCUGGCCCCUCUCUCCCCCUCCACUGUCAGCAGCUCGGAGGUGCCAAAGGUCUUUUGGAAGCCCUACAUCCAUGCUGGCUACCGGCCCGUGCAGCAGACCUGGUGUUACUACUUCUCCACCCUCUUCCAGCAGCACAACGAAGCCAUCAACGUCUGGACCCACCUGGUGGCGGCGCUGAUCCUGCUGCUGCGCUUCCAGCAGCUCAGGCUGCAGGUGGAUUUUGGGCAGGACCUGCAUGCCCGGCCCCUGCUCAUCAUCAUCGUGGCAUCCAUCACCUACCUGACCUGCAGCACCUUGGCUCACCUUCUGCAGGCCAAAUCCGAGUUCUGGCACUACAGCUUCUUCUUCAUGGACUACGUGGGGGUGGCCAUUUACCAGUAUGGCAGUGCCCUGGCACACUACUACUAUGCCAUCGAGCCCAGCUGGCACGAGAAGGUCAAAGGGUUCUACAUGCCGGCGGCUGUCCUGCUGGCAUGGCUGUCCUGUGCUGGCUCCUGCUGUGCCAAGUACCAGUACCAUCAGUCUGAUCGCCUCCUGAGCCUGCUCUUCCAGGAGCUGCCCUCUGGCCUGGCCUACCUGCUGGACAUCAGCCCUGUGGUGCACCGCAUCUACACCGCGCCGCCCUGCGGGCAGCCCGACCCAGCCCUUCUCUACCACAAGUGCCAGGUGCUGUUCUUCCUGGUGGGUGCCUUUUUUUUCUCGCACCCCUACCCCGAGAAGUGGUUCCCUGGCAAGUGCCACUUCUUUGGGCAGAGCCAUCAGAUCUUCCACGUGUGCCUGGUGCUCUGCACGCUAGCGCAGAUCGAGGCAGUGGUGCUGGACUACCAGUCCAGGCGGCAGAUCUAUUCCGCUCUCCAGGGGGACCUGGCACACAACUUCUCUGCUCUCUGCCUCUUCACUGUCACCUGCUCUGUCCUCACAGCUGCAUACAUGGCCAGGAAGGUGAAGAACAAGCUGAGACUCAAAGAAGAGUGA